Molecule: messenger RNA, 2394 nt
Organism: Rhododendron vialii
Lineage: Eukaryota; Viridiplantae; Streptophyta; Magnoliopsida; Ericales; Ericaceae
Exons: 8
Coding region: 236-1702 (488 amino acids)
Molecular function (GO): phosphoprotein phosphatase activity
Source: RefSeq, a predicted model, not a curated record
AUUGCUUCCUGACCGUUCCCACGCGGGAGUUAAAAAGGUCCCCCCUAGAGAGAAGAAAGUGUAUGCGUGCUUUAGAGAGAGAAAGCGCGUCAUUGUAUAUAUGUAUGGAGAGAGAGAGAGAGAGAGAGAGAGAGAGAGAGAGAGAGAGUUGGUUGCUAACCAGCUGGACUGGUGUUCUCUCCUCCACUGAUGCACUCAAAUCAAGAUUGUGGUACAUAUUAUCAAGACAGAUCAAAUGCCAUCGUUAAAAAUGAAGACCAAGUCAACCACAGGGUGUUUAAGGAACAAAAAUGGUCUCCGUGUAUGCCAGAAGUCGAAUAGGAUAUCCAAGAAUUCUUGCUCUCGUGUCCAGAUUUCUCAACAUGCAAAAGGAUGUGAUGCUUGCAUCCAACAUUGUCAAGAUGUUUCACUUAGCGAUAAAGUACAUGCUCAGGAGAACAUAGAUGACGUAGCUGUUGACCAUCAUGAAGUGCUCGCUGAAGAAAAUCUUCCAUCCGAAAAGCACCUAUUGCCUAUAAUAGAUUCUGCAAUCUCUAGGAGAAUGGAAUCUUCACCAGCCACCUGUACGUCAAACUUGGAGACAAUAUUCUCACCUAUUUUGGAGUCAGUUGAAAUUCGCAGUGAAGUGAACAAUGAUACAGGGAGUGACAAAGAUCUUGAUUCACCGGUUUUGGGAACUGAUGAAAGUGACGAUAACAGCACAAGCUCAUGUGAAUAUCAAACUUGCAAUGUCUCAGAUUUCUACAUUUCUGACAUGAUUGUUACAGGCAUACCCGUCGAAGGCAACUUAGUUUAUGACGACAUGAAAGAUACUAAUUGCAUGCUUGAUUACAAAUGUGAUGAACCAAGUAUGUUGUUUGAUGUGGCUGAGGAAUGCAUGAUAUUGCCUUUCCUGGAGGAUACUUUGGAGGCAAGCAGUUAUCUUGAUGGAAGAAAAUGCGAGGAAACCUCAAAUUCAGAUGCUUCAAGCUUGUAUGUCGCAAUCCAUCAAUUGAGAUCCUGCAACCAGGAACCUGAUGCGAAUCCCUACUCAGAUUCUGAUCAAUUAGAGAGCUUUGAUCCACAUAUGUUUAUCAGAAAUCUGCCUGACCUACCAGAUGUGCCACUAACUUUUCCGCCCACCAUGUUGCCUAAGGGAUCCCGGAUAACGAAAUCGGUUACACUAGUACUUGAUUUGGAUGAAACACUUGUCCAUUCUACACUGGAGCAUUGUGACGAUGCGGAUUUCACAUUUCCAGUUUUCUUCAACAUGAAGGAGCACAAAGUGUACGUGAAACAGAGGCCUUACCUUCGGAUGUUCCUGGAGAGGGUUGCUGGGAUGUUUGAAAUAGUGGUGUUCACAGCCAGUCAAAGCAUCUAUGCUGAACAACUUCUGGAUAUACUGGAUCCAGAUGGAAAACUUAUUGCUCGUCGAGCUUAUCGUGAAUCAUGCAUUUUUUCAGAUGGAAGUUACACUAAGGACUUGACAGUUUUAGGUGUGGAUCUUGCUAAAGUUGCUAUAAUUGAUAAUUCCCCACAGGUAUUUCGGUUGCAAGUGAAUAAUGGGAUACCUAUUAAGAGUUGGUUUGAUGACCCAUCUGACUCUGCACUAAUUUCAUUACUUCCCUUCCUUGAGACACUAGUUGAUGCUGAUGAUGUUCGCCCCAUCAUUGCCAAGAGAUUCGGUGUGCCAUGUUUCGAACUCCAAGACACAAUUUGCUAGGGUGUGAGCGUUCUUUGGUAAUCGAGACUUGACAAAUACCAAAUUGCUCUUCUGAUCAAGUGCAUCACAUAUUUUUAUUAAGUUGUGUUUAUGGCUCCACAAGACAAGCCACAACACUCAAUCACGACUCUUUUGAGGUAAUUUAUUAUGCUACCAAUAGGUCCUCUGGAGAAUUUAAAUUACAAUUAGAAAGGGUGAUAGAUUAGUUGUGUCAUUGCACAGUAAGAACAAAUGAGAGGGUCUAAUAUGUGCGCGUGUUGUGCUACUGGGGUUUAGUCAUUUGAGGAUCUUGCAUGUCAUACACUACAUAGUCAUAUGUUCUGUGUUCUUUAGAUGGCUAAACCAGCCGUUGCUAUCCUUCCACUGAAUCUACUCAUUCUCAGAUUGCAAAUUCCUUAGGGGUGCCAAUUUUUCUAGUUAACUAUGUAGUAUGCAAAUUGUCUUGGAUUACGAUGGCUUCAUGUUGCCAUUUUGGUGAAAGGAUUGGCAAUAUUUUCAUUUGCGAAUGAGGAACAGCCUGAGUAGGUGGCUAAUGAAGGUUCAACUAAGAGACCCUAUAGGACUGUGUAGCAGACCUAAAAUUUAAUAGAAAUUAUGUUCCACACCAAGAAUGUAUGAAUGUGACAGGUUAAAAGGGUUUUCAAACCAGCUUGUCAGUGAUUGCUUGUCAUAACAUGCUCUCCUGAAUGGGA